CGAUAUUUAUUUAGUCCUGAAGCCGAGCUGCGAGCAUGUUCUCCCUGCCCGUGAUGGUGGGCCUCGUCCCGAUUCUGUCUCUCUGCGGUUUGUUCUACUCGGCCGCCGUGGACGAGAACUUCCCUCAAGGCUGCACCAGCAGCAACAGUCUGUGUUUCUACAGCCUGCUGCUGCCCGUCACCAUCCCCGUCUACGUCUUCUUCCACCUGUGGAGCUGGAUGGGCAUCAAACUCUUCAGACACAACUAGACUGUGACUGCGCUAAAGGAAAAAUCCACCUGAGAACACAGACGCACCUGUACAGGUACCACAAAGGUCAAACUGGACGGUGUGACGUCACAUCAGGACGAUGCUGAAGGACAACUUUAAGUUUUAAAGGUGGAUUUUUGCUUUAAUGCACGAGCUGAAUGUUUUAUUAACAUGGAGAGUUUAAUAACUGACUAAAUAUAAAUAAAGAUUUAUUUCUUUUGAA
Messenger RNA from Larimichthys crocea (large yellow croaker), 471 nucleotides. RefSeq names its product phosphatidylinositol N-acetylglucosaminyltransferase subunit Y. Gene Ontology annotation, biological process: GPI anchor biosynthetic process. NCBI's taxonomy places the organism in Eukaryota, Metazoa, Chordata, Actinopteri, Sciaenidae. Gene Ontology annotation, cellular component: glycosylphosphatidylinositol-N-acetylglucosaminyltransferase (GPI-GnT) complex. Bases 36 to 248 code for a protein of 70 amino acids. The transcript has a single exon. The record is from RefSeq and is a predicted model, not a curated record.